UUGUCUGGAAUGCACCAUCCCAUCCAGAUGAAACCAGCUGACAGCGAGAAAAACAACGCAGUGGAGGACAGGAAGCUCUUCAUUGGAAUGAUCUCUAAGAAGUGUAAUGAAAACGACAUCCGCCUGAUGUUCUCUCCGUUCGGACAGAUCGAAGAGUGUCGGAUUCUUCGAGGCUCUGACGGACUCAGCCGUGGAUGUGCAUUUGUAACGUUCACAGCUCGACAGAUGGCCCAGUCAGCCAUCAGGUCCAUGCAUCAGAGUCAGACCAUGGAGGGCUGCUCAUCCCCCAUUGUGGUGAAGUUUGCUGACACCCAAAAGGACAAAGAACAGAAACGCCUCGCUCAGCAGCUGCAGCAGCAGCUUCAGCAGCUCAGUGCUUCUUCAAUGUGGGGGAGUCUCUGUGGGUUCAACAGCCUGGGCCCGCAUUAUCUCGCCUUACUGCAGCAGGCAACGCUCACCGGAAACACACUGAACAAUCUGCACCCAGCUUCAGGUCUCACCUCCAUGCAGAACCUGUCUGCUUUAGCUGCAGCAGCAACACAAGGAACAUCUUCAGGUUCCACCUCCAUGAUGACGUCGAAUAAUUCACUUAGUGCAUUGACCAGCUCAGGUAAACAGCAAACAGCUCAAGUAAACAGUCUGAAUUCUAGUUUAAGCAGGUCUGUUUCUGGUUGUUGUCCUGGUUGUGAUGCAGGUGUGGCAGCGCUGACUGGCAGCCUGACAUCGAGCGGUUCCGGAAACACGAUGGAGGCUCUGAGUCAGGCAUACUCAGGGAUGCAGCAGUAUGCAGCUGCAGCUCUGCCCAGCCUGUACAACCAAAACCUGCUGACCCAACAGAACCUGUCAGCUGCUGCUGGCAGCCAGAAAGAAGGUCCAGAGGGGGCCAACCUGUUCAUCUACCACCUGCCUCAGGAGUUCGGAGACCAGGACCUGCUGCAGAUGUUUCUGCCCUUCGGAAACGUGAUUUCUGCUAAAGUUUUCAUCGACAAACAGACCAACCUCAGCAAAUGUUUCGGUUUUGUGAGCUACGACAACCCAGUGUCGUCCCAGGCAGCCAUCCAGUCCAUGAACGGGUUCCAGAUCGGUCUGAAGAGGCUGAAGGUGCAGCUGAAGCGUUCAAAGAUGGACAGCAAACCUUAUUAG
Molecule: messenger RNA, 1143 nt
Organism: Nematolebias whitei (Rio pearlfish)
Lineage: Eukaryota; Metazoa; Chordata; Actinopteri; Cyprinodontiformes; Rivulidae
Product: CUGBP Elav-like family member 1
Exons: 10
Coding region: 10-1143 (377 amino acids)
Biological process (GO): mRNA splice site recognition; regulation of alternative mRNA splicing, via spliceosome
Cellular component (GO): ribonucleoprotein complex; nucleus; cytoplasm
Molecular function (GO): mRNA 3'-UTR binding
Source: RefSeq, a predicted model, not a curated record